Molecule: messenger RNA, 2914 nt
Organism: Heterobilharzia americana
Lineage: Eukaryota; Metazoa; Platyhelminthes; Trematoda; Strigeidida; Schistosomatidae
Source: the annotation of a GenBank genome assembly
GUGAAAGGACGUUUGACUGUUAUGCAUUCAAAGUCCUACCCCAAGUUUCAGUUUCCGGAAUACAUCUACUUGCGGAUUUCUAACUUUAUUUGGUUGAAUUUCAUCGCUUGGCAAACUCGUUUUGGUUGAGUAUAUUGCCACUGCAGAACUUUCCUACACUUGUUUUCGCGCGGCUGCAACAGCAUAUCUACGGGCUAAAGAAAUCUACGGAUAAUCUUCACUUCAGUAAUGCCCCACGGUAGUUAUCGUAACAGAUCAGGCCAUUACAGAUGGAGAAACUAUGGGGAGGAUGAUCGACGUGUCGAUAUCACUGAGGAAUAUUUACGACGUCGUGAUCAUGGAGGAAAGUUUGGCAGUCGGAAAUCAGCGGCCUCUGGUAACAAUAUGGAUAUUAUAAAGCGUGCCAUGAGCAUGAGUCUAAUCAGUGGGUCAGGAGCUUCUGGAGUUACGGCUCAAAAUAGUGGCCUGGCUGCGGGAGAAGUGUGGGUCAGGAUAACGAUUGUCCACGGUGCUAAUCGCUCAAUGAUCGACCUCCAGGAGCUGAUCAGUGCCAUUGUCGGGACGCAGUUACGUUUCUAUAAUGCAUAUGUGGAGGGGAAAAAUGCGUUGAUGUAUGCCAAAAUUAGACAAAAAGAGGUAAGCAACUACCGCAAAUCUUUGCAGAAUACACGAAAUCCCCAUGAAGCUUCACAGUUGAUAACCGACGUAACAAUCGUUCCCGAACCACGAGUUCCUUGCAUAAGUGGUAAAAUUUCGGGUCCCGAAUCACUAAAUAGUACUUCUUUACCGGAAACUUGGGUUGAAGCCUUAAAACAGUGCUUCGUGCAGCGCUAUCAACCUAAUACGCGUAGUCUGGAUCUUUCUUCAUUGCAUACAGAUCCUGCUCUUCUAAGUCAAGGCCUGUAUUUGCCUCUGAACAAACAGGUUGUGGUUCACGCUUUGAUCGCUAUUUUAAAACAAAAUCAAGCACAGCUUGCUGUUCUCAACCUAUCAAGUAAUCGCUUGACUCAUUUGAAUGCUUUCUCUCCUUUAUCUUCUACGAGUGUGGGAUGCAUUCCUGUAUCAAUUGAGCGUAUAGAUCUCAGUUCAAAUCCCAUAAAUGGCAUACCCCUUCUUUCCGGUCUUCGGGAUGUUGCUGGCUUAGUCGAACUGGACCUUGCAGACACUCCAUUGUCGACAAAAUUCCAUCCAAAUGAUCGGUCAUUUGCAGAUAAAUUACACAAAAUCUUGCCAACUAUCAAACGUGUGAAUGGAGAAGAUUUACCUCAGACUGUACAGUUCGCUAUUGAGCAAAGUUCUGAUUCUUUGACAAAACGACCGCAACCCAAACCUCUCCCUCAAUCUAUAUUAGGAUAUUUCCCAAGUGAUGAAGUAAAAAUAGCUUUGCUGAGCUUUUUGAAACUUUAUCUCAAUCGCUAUGAUACACAACCUCGUGGGGAAAACCUCUUACCUUAUUAUACAACUGUAUCUCAACUCGCUUUUUCCGUUUCUCCGGAAUCUCGUGUUCCAAAUGCACAAAAUGUAUCAUUUACCGCGCGUGUUGAGUCAACAGAUAAAUCUGGUCGCCCAACCACAGCAUAUCUGACAACAUCUCGAUUAACACAGGCUUACUUUUCGAAAAGUCGCAAUCUUCUUCGCUGCCGAGACCAAACUAGGAGGCGUGAUAUGAUUGUUCGCGGUAGUUUAGCGAUUGCCUCUUUUUUGGAUGAACUACCGGCUACGGAACAUCAAUUAGAAUCCUUAUCUGUGGAUGUUGCCUUUCAUUCGACAACUCAAAUGUUAUUCACCAUGAGCGGCGUUUUUUAUGAGGUCUUACCAGUUGGUUCGUCUACUAAUAGUUCAAAUAUACCUGAGAAGUCAGUUCGCAAAGUCCUACGAUGCUUUACACGGACUAUGAUACUGGUUGCUCCUGGUGGUCACGUAGUACAAGAUGAUUAUAUUGUGUCAAACCCAAGUAUAACAUUGUGUAAAAAAUAUAUUACUGAAAUGGCUGCUAAAUCCAGACAACCAAAUGAAGUUCCCGAACAGCAAUUACUGGCACCUAGUGUAUCUACUCCUGACGUUAACGAAGCUAUAGUAACUGAAUUCAGUCAACGUACUGGCAUGAACAUUCCUUAUUCAAAAAAGUGCUUAGAAGAAUUCCAAUGGGACGCCAAUGCUGCAUUUAAUGCCUUUGAAAUUAUGAGCGCAGCUGGCCAAAUACCUUCUGAAGCAUUUAUUGCAUAACUAAUAACUAAUUUUCAGUCUGUGCAAUGUAUAUAUGUCUGUGUUAUCUUGGUGCGUUCAUCUUUUCUGAUGUGUUGCAAUUUUUCAUCGGUUUAGUUAGAGAGCAUUACUCGUCAUGCUUUUUAUUUUAGCUGUGACUGUUCAUUAGAAUGUUGGCUUUCAUUUGACUUGAACUUUGUCUGUGUGUGUGUGUGUGUUACGCUCGUUCACCUAGCCCGUAGUAAAUAUGUACAUGUUGGGAAGGUAUUUUAUUAUAAAAAGGAAAAUUUCAAUAAAAAAAAGUGAAAAGCAUUCAUGGUGAUGAGUGUAAACCUAAAAAAGCCACCCAACAAAAAAAAAAUUGAACGGGUUAUCCAGUGAACUAGAGCGACGUAUGUUGUGUUUUGACUGUGGUCAAAUGUACACCAACUCUUGAUGCAUCACUCAGCUAAAAAAGGAGUAUGAGGAUGUAAUGCUCUACUACAACUGAACCGUUGACUGGUUGCUCCACCAUCUGGAUAUUUGUUUGCAGACAAAUAACACUCAUGUUUAUGACUAUUGCAUACAUUGACUUUUAGUUUUCCAUCUCUUUCUGACCACCGAAAAACGGAUUCUGUUACUGUCAUCGCCGUUAUUUUUCGGUCUUAUUAUCUUUAAAUUUUUAUGUACAGACUUGAAAGCCAAUAAAAUAGAGAAACUUAUUACCUGA